Messenger RNA from Populus trichocarpa (black cottonwood), 3967 nucleotides. RefSeq lists its product as uncharacterized. Gene Ontology annotation, molecular function: phosphatidylinositol binding. The transcript is spliced from 15 exons. Bases 211 to 3465 code for a protein of 1084 amino acids. Lineage: Eukaryota; Viridiplantae; Streptophyta; Magnoliopsida; Malpighiales; Salicaceae. The record is from RefSeq and is a predicted model, not a curated record.
ACCAGCAUCUUUCUCCACGUACACAAAAUAUACUCUCCCUCUCCCUCUCCCUCUCCCUCCAUGUAGAAAAUAAAUUAAAAACACGCAAUUUUCUUUAUUUUUCUCCCUGUUGCAUAAAAAUCAAAUUCCCUUCAGUUCAUCGCGAUCCUCAUUUCUUUUCUGAUCGCGAGAGAAAUUGAGAAAUUCUGAGGUUUAGGAGACCAAAGAAAAAUGAAGGCUAUGGAGACGGUACAUGAUCUGAUUGAAGAAGCUAAACUUCGAACGGUUUGGUGGUGUCUUUGUAUCUUUUCCGCCACUUACUUCUUAUCUCAUACAAGUUCAUCAAUGUGGAUGAAUCUACCCAUAUCAAUUCUCAUUGUGUCUGCACUAAGAAUUUUGUCUAAUGAAGUGGAGUUCAGCUGGAAAGCACGCCGGUCAGUUCAUCGACAGUCUUAUUUGUCACAUUUGGAGAAGAAACAGUUGUCUAAGAAUGACUCACGACUUUCUUCUGUGCCACCGGCACCAAAGUGGAAGAGGAAAAUUGAUUCUCCAGUUGUUGAGGCUGCAAUUGGUGGUUUCAUCGAUAAGAUAUUGAAGGAUUUUGUGGUAGACCUAUGGUAUUCAGAAAUUACACCAGAUAGGGAGGCGCCUGAGCUGAUACGGUCGGUAAUCAUGGAUGCUCUUGGUGAGGUAUCUGGAAGGGCUAAAGAGAUAAAUCUUAUUGACUUGCUAACUAGGGAUUUAGUUGAUUUAAUAGGGGAUCACUUAGACCUCUUUAGAAGAAAUCAAGCAGCUAUAGGAGCCGACGUGAUGGCAACUCUUUCUACUGAAGAGAGAGAUGAAAGGUUGAAACACCAUCUAAUGGCUUCUAAGGAGCUUCAUCCUGCAUUGAUAUCUCUCGAGAGUGAGUACAAGGUUCUUCAGCGACUGAUUGGUGGAGUUUUAGCUAUAGUACUUAGACCUCGUGAAGCUCAAUGCCCGCUGGUUCGGACUAUCGCUCGAGAGAUUGUAACUUGCUUGGUAAUGCAACCUCUUAUGAAUCUUGCAAGCCCUGUGUAUAUCAAUGAGGUACUUGAAUUGAUUUUACUUUCCAUUAAAGAUGAUAGUCCAAAAGAUACUGUUGGUGAUCAACCUGCAGAGAGUGUGCAUAAUGCUGACUCUACCUUGAGAAAAGAUCCCUCUGUAAAUAGUCAAAGGACUGGAAUUGUUGACAACAAAAGAGACUAUCAAGGAACAGAUACAACUUUGUCUAAAAUUGAUGAUUGCGGAGAAAUGUACUUGGAUUAUGACUCACAACAAGACCAUAUGCAGCCACAUCCUGCAGAGUGGGCACGAAUGCUAGAGGUGGCGACCCAGAGAAGAACGGAAAUUCUUACACCUGAAAAUCUGGAAAAUAUGUGGACGAAAGGAAGAAACUAUAAAAUGAAAGAGAAAAAAAAAGUUAAAGCAGGGGUUCAGCAAUCAAUGGCAAAGAGUUUAGUUACAAGCAUUGCAACUGAUUCUAAUUUAGGAAAAGACAUGCUGAUGAAUACCAAUGUAAUCUUUAAAGAAAUGGAUGAGAAAGCUAUAGGGCGCCUAACACCUAGAUUGAGUCUAGAUACUUUAACAAGUCAUGAGAACAAAGAUGGGAGACAGUCUACUCAGGAUGGUAGCCAGGAAUUGUCUUUUGAAGGCGCACAUGUUGGUGGUGAAUUGGAGAAUGCCGGCAAUCUCUCUUUGAAUGAAAAAAGAGGUGGACUUAAGAGAUCCAAUAGCACCUCUGCUCUAGAAGCCCUGCCUGAUAAAAAUAAUGCAUUUACGGGAGAUGGAGGGGGAUCCAUUAUCUCAGAAUUUUAUAGCCCAGAUUUUCAUAGGAGUCCAGAUCAUGCUGUUAAGGUCUCAAACAUGGUAGUUAGUAGUGAGGGACGUCACAGUCCCAAGCUGAAGUGUCGGGUCAUGGGAGCAUACUUUGAGAAACUUGGGUCAAAAUCUUUUGCAGUUUACUCAAUAGCAGUGACAGAUGCAGAAAACAGAACUUGGUUUGUGAGAAGAAGAUACAGGAAUUUUGAGAGAUUGCAUAAACAUCUGAAAGAGAUCCCAAAUUACACAUUGCACUUACCUCCCAAAAGGAUAUUCUCAUCAAGCACUGAAGAUGCUUUUGUUCAACAACGAUGUAUUCAGCUUGAUAAAUAUAUUCAAGAUCUCAUGUCUAUAGCCAACGUUGCGGAGCAGCAUGAAGUUUGGGAUUUCUUAAGUGUUUCCUCAAAGAAUUAUUCUUUUGCGAAAUCUUCCUCAGUCAUGAGAACCCUGGCAGUCAAUGUGGAUGAUGCUGUGGAUGAUAUUGUGCGGCAAUUCAAAGAUGUUUCAGAUGGCUUUAUGCGUAAAGUUGUUGGUUCAACUUCCCCACUCGACGAAACCAAUUCCUCAAUCUACAACAGGAACUUGUCCUGGCAUUUGGAUGAUGUGAAUAAACAUGUCUCAAGGCAGGAUACUUUAGAAACUGCAAACAGCUAUUCUGAAACUGAAGAAUGUCAUAAUCAAGGAAGCUAUGACCAGAAGGGAGUUGGAUCUACUGCAGAAGCCAGUGGUUGUCAUUCAGUUAAUGAAUUGAAUGCAAACGGUUUUCCUCCUCUGGUGUUCAAACAUGAUGAGGAGUCACGGGCCUUAGGUUUAGAGAAAAAACCUGUAUUAGAGGAGAAAAGUGAAAGGAUUAACCAUGGCGUGUUUUCUGUAGCAAACUCUGCAAUAGCUUCCAGUCAUAUGGAUGAUCCAGUUGGAAUGCCACCUGAGUGGACUCCUUCUAAUGUAAGUGUACCUCUGCUAAAUCUAGUCGAUAAGGUGUUUCAGCUUAAAAGAAGAGGCUGGCUGAGAAGACAGGUCUUUUGGAUAUCAAAGCAAAUACUGCAGUUAAUAAUGGAAGAUGCUAUCGAUGACUGGCUUUUGAGGCAAAUUUACUGGCUUCGGAGGGAGGACACUAUUGCUUUUGGGAUUCAAUGGGUGCAAGAUGUAAGAACUGAACCAAUUUUUUGUUUCUUCAUUAAGCUUACUGCACAGAUCUUUUCCCAACUGUGUACUUCAUUAAGUUUACUGCACAGAUCUUUUCCCAACUGUAUUCUCUGGCCAAAUGGCAUGUUCUUUACGAGAGCAAGGGUUGCACAAAGCAAAGUUGACGAUGACCAACUAAAUCUCAUACCUUUUCAGAUUAGCCAACUGAGUGGCUGUAAGGUCUCUAAUAAGGGUUCAUUCGAGGAACAACUCGAGGCUGCUUGUAGAGCAAGUGAUAUCAAAAAUAUGCUCUUUGAUGGAGCUCCUGCAACUUUAGUCAGCUUGAUUGGAAAUAAACAGUACAAGCGCUGUGCAAGAGACAUUUUCUAUUUCACUCAGUCUACUAUCUGUGUGAAGCAGCUUGCAUAUGGAAUACUUGAACUAUUAGUUAUAUCAGUUUUCCCUGAGCUCCGGGAUGUUUUGCUGGGUCUCAACGAGAAGAUGCGUGCUCCACCCGCAUAGCAAAUUCUUGGUUUAAUCACUACUAAGCCAUGCUCCACCGCAUAGCACAUUCUUGGCUUCAUCGCUACGAAGCCGGUUGAUUAUUCGUACCAGCUAUGAUGAAAUUAAAAAUAUCACAGCCACUUCCAAGGAUUACCAGAUUACAUGAUUCCAUUCGGUUUGCCCAUCAUAUUCAUUUUGUUCGCAAGAACAAUCAGGUGAGGUAUUACGAAUGCCAAACAGGACUAGUGAUAUAUUGAAUUCUCUUGGACCGUGGCCAUUAGCUGUACCCCUCGAAUAAUCAAAUUGCACAGAAGUUGAAAAUUAGAGCUUGUAUAGAGGAUGGUGAUGCUUUUUUGUGUAUAGUUUCCUGCUAAUUCAAGCAGUACCCCUUGUCACGGGAAUUUUGUGCUGUCGCAGAUCUUGCAAUUGAUUUUUUGUGAUAGAUUAUUUUACCCCAAAUUGGUCCUCCCCCGUGUCACGUGAUUGCGAGUCAAUAAAAUUUAUCUCCUCUUCUCCUUCA